Molecule: messenger RNA, 3491 nt
Organism: Polypterus senegalus (gray bichir)
Lineage: Eukaryota; Metazoa; Chordata; Cladistia; Polypteriformes; Polypteridae
Exons: 18
Coding region: 46-3351 (1101 amino acids)
Cellular component (GO): nucleus; PML body
Molecular function (GO): zinc ion binding; ATP hydrolysis activity
Source: RefSeq, a predicted model, not a curated record
AGUAGAUAUUGCUGCCUGGGAGUUCUGCGCUACUAUUUGGAAAAGAUGGCAGCAAAAUUGGAGAACGGAAUCCCUCUCAGCGCGCUUGCACCGAAGUUCUUGCAUACUAAUUCCACUAGUCACACCUGGCCAUUCAGUGCCAUUGCUGAACUUAUAGACAAUGCGUAUGAUCCUGAUGUAGCUGCAAAACACAUAUGGAUUGAAAAAACAAUCAUAAAGAAGAACGAUUGCUUAACAUUUAUGGAUGAUGGAAAUGGGAUGAACCGUGAUAUGAUGCACAAAAUGCUGAGCUUUGGGUUCAGUGACAAAGUAACAGUAGAAGGCCAUGUACCAGUUGGAUUGUAUGGAAAUGGAUUUAAAUCUGGAUCAAUGCGGCUAGGAAAAGAUGCAAUUGUAUUUAGUAAAAGUGACACAACUAUGAGCAUUGGUCUACUCUCUCAGAGCUAUCUUGAAGCAAUUGAAGCAGAGCAUGUGUUUGUGCCACUCAUACCUAACUUUACACCUCAUCAGAAGACCAGUGAAGAAUCCAAAGCGAGUCUUGAAGCCAUUCUGAAGUAUUCCCUGUUCAACAGUGAAAAGGAGUUAACUGAUGAAUUGAAAGCCAUACGUGAACAAGGAACAAGAAUUAUAAUCUGGAAUUUAAGAAAAUCUAAUGAUGGAAGAGUAGAAUUUGAUUUUGAUACAGACAAAUAUGACAUCAGAAUUCCAGAUGAUGUGCCGAACAAUGAAAAAUACAAAAGACAAGACAGAGUGGACCAGGCUGUUCCAGAAAGUGACUAUUCCUUACGGGCUUAUUGCAGCAUACUCUACCUGAAGCCCAGGAUGCAGAUAAUUUUAAGAGGUCAAAAAGUGAAAACACAGCUGAUUUCUAAGAGCUUAGCAUACAUUGAAAAAGAUGUUUACAAGCCGUCAUUUUUGAAAAAUAAAGUUACUUUUACUUUUGGAUACAACACGAAGAGCAAGGAGCAAUAUGGCAUAAUGAUGUACCACAGGAAUCGCCUAAUCAAAGCAUAUGAGAGAGUAGGCUGUCAGCUCAAGGCUAACAAUUGUGGUGUUGGAGUAAUAGGCAUUACAGAGUGCAACUUUCUAAAGCCAACUCAUAACAAACAGGAUUUUGACUACACAGAUGAAUACAGGUUAACUAUCCAAGCUUUGGGAAGUAAACUUGGGGAUUAUUGGAAAGAAAUGAGGUAUAAAAGAAAGAAUGAAGAUCCAUUUAGUUCUGUACCUGUAGAGGAUACAGUGACGCAACCUGAUCAAAAUUGGGUGCAGUGUGAUGAAUGCAGGAAGUGGAGAAAAUUACCAGAUGGUAUAGACACAAGUGAACUUCCUGAUAAUUGGUACUGUCACAUGAAUCCUGAUACACAGUUUAGGCUUUGUAGUGUGCCUGAAGAAAAAGAAGAUGAAGAUGAGGAUCACCCAACUUAUAAAAAGACAUAUAAAAGAGAGGAGAAGAUUAACAAAAUGAAAGUGGAUCACAACAGACAAACAACUAUGUCCAACCAAAGUGCCACUAGUAGCAAUUUGGCGAUUACUGAUGUCCAGCCAUCAUUUGCUGAGAAAAAUCCAGGACCAGGGGAGAAGAUUAACGAAAUGAGAGUGGAUCACAACAGACAAAGGGUUCACCCCAACAAAAUGCAGACAUGUACAGAAUUAAUUGACUCCCAAAGAAAACGAAAGUCCUCUUCUUCUACUGAACCACCUAUGAAGAAUGCAAAAGUCACAGAUUCCCUCACUGGCUCUCGGCAGGUAACACAGGCAAUGUUUGACAAGCUUGUGCUAACGUUUGUAUGUGAGGCCAACCAACCAAUCUCUGUAGUUGAGACAACAUCUUUCAAGACCAUGAUGGAAACCUUGCAACCUCAGUGUACAGUAAUGACAAGGAAAACAUUAUUCUCAAAAAUACAGGAAGCUGCAAAGAACAUGAAGAGCAUAAUCAUCAAAAAACUGAGCACAGUGAAUUAUGUUGCUACCACAAUAGACUGCUGGUCUGCCGGACAACAUAGCUACUUAGGAGUCACCUGUCACUGGAUAGAUGAAAUCUCUCUAGAGAGGCAUUCUGCUGCAUUGGCUUGUAGACCUCUUAAAGGUUCACACACAUAUGAUGUUCUUGCUGCAGCAUUAGAGGAAAUACAUUCUGAGUAUCACAUCAGGGAAAAAGUGACCAAGAUGACAACAGACAGUGGUUCAAACGUCUUGAAAGCCUUUCGAUCAUAUGGUGAAGAGAAAGAGGAAGAAGCCACAGAUGGACAGGAGCAUCGAGGCUUCACCUUUGAUGAUGCAACAGAAGAGAAUGAGUUAGAGGUGGAGUAUCAAGAUGUAUCAGCUGUUUUGAAUGACAACACAAGUCUUGCGUUACAACUUCCAAGACACCAAAAGUGUGCAUGUCAUCUACUCAAUCUUAUAUCAACAGUUGAUGCAGCUGCUGCAGAAAUUGCCAAUGAAACAUACAAGAGGCUGUCUCUGUCUGCUUUUGCAAAAUGUCAUGAUCUUUGGAAUAAAACCAGCAGGUCAACCAUAGCUUAUGAAACAGUGGAACGUGAAUGCAAGCUGCAGUUUCUCCGACCCAAUCAGACCCAUUGGAGGUCCCUGUACCUUGCUGUGGAAAGGGUUGUGCACAUUCAUAAAAAGCAAGGAGAGAAAGCAAUUUGCAAUGUUUGCACGACAUUACAGAUAAAGAUGUUCAAUCCUAAUGAAUUAGGAUUUUUGGCUGAAUACACUGCUGUGAUGAAGCCCAUUGCCAUGGCCCUUCACAUCCUCCAAGGGGAGUCAUCUGUGAAUAUGGGCUUCUUGCUGCCAACACUUUACCAUUUGCAGGAGAAGCUGAAGAGGCUGGAGUCAUCUUGCAAUAUGUGUAGACCUCUUGUUGAUGCCCUGCGGGAAGGGAUCCAGAAACGUUUCGUAGACGUCAUGAAAGACCCUGAGCUGAUUGCAGCAGCAAUACUUCUACCAAGAUUCAGAACAUCCUGGACCACAGAUGAGAGCAUCUUAAAAGCUGGCCUUGUCUUCAUCAGACAUCACCUAGACACAGAGUUGGAUGAUGUCAUCACAAACAGCAGCCUUUCUGAUGAAGAUGACUUCUUUGGAUCCAUGGGGUCAGGAAAAACAGAAGCAGGAGAGCUGAAUAGGUACCUUUCAUGUCAAUCCGAUGGAGGUAUGGAUAUACUGCAUACCUUUCCUUGCAUCAAGAAGCUGUCACUCAAAGUCAACACAGGUCUUCCUGCGUCUGAUGCCUUUAAGAGACUUUUUAGUCAUGCAGGGCUCCUGUUCACUGCUAAAUGGUCACAGCUUCACUGCAAGAACCUUGAGAGCCAACUCCUGCUGAAGCUUAACCAUCAUUUCACUGAGUGAAGCACAAGCAUGUUGUCUUAUUACAUUUCUAAAAAAUGAAUCAUUUAUCUUGAUCAAACAGUUGCUCAGUACUUGAGUAGUGUUUUCACCAAAUACUUUUUUAACUCUUACUUGAGUAAUUUUUUGGAUGACGACUUUUU